GGCUUUGCGUACGAGCCGGGAAGUUGUAGUUCUUCACGGCACAUGCACAUCUGUAGGACUUAUUAUCGACUAAUAUGAAUUAAACUACACGUCCCGACGUCACGGUGUGCGGGCUCCAGUAAAUGUUGUGAAUAUGUAAUUGCGCCCGCACGACUGGCUGCUGCUAAAUUUGGCGUCACAGACAAGGGCAGGCUGGUACAGUUGGUUGGUGAGGUGGUCUCUCGCUCGGAUGUGAAGCGUAAAAGGAGGUUGGAGGAGAUCUACUGAUUAAUGCGCGACAACGGGGAGUAACCUGAGAUGCUGAGCUGUGGAUGAGCUGUGCCACGAUGCGUCAAAAGUUGAGGCUUCGUAGGGAAAACAAAGAGGAAAAUAUAAGAUUUGUGUUAGUUUGAAGGGAAUUCUUUGAGUUUUGUGGACAGGGAAGGAGGAGAAUAAUCACCUGCCUUAUUUUUGUUGUCAAAGGAUGCUUCUACUUUUUACAGGACCUGCUCUCAGCCCGCUCAGCGGCUACUGACUGACUCUUUACGCACGGGGGAAAAAAAAAAGCUCCUCACGCAUUUCUUUCUAUUGCUGUAUUUUUUUCUUCUUCUUCUUGUGGAUGAACUUUACGCCGCCUUUUUAAUGAUUCGAGAUCUGAGCAAGAUGUACCCCCCGGCGCGGCAUCCGGUGCCACACCAGCCGGGGCAGCCGUUCAAGUUCACCGUCACCGAGUCCUGUGACCGGAUCAAAGAGGAAUUUCAGUUCCUGCAAGCCCAAUAUCACAGUCUGAAACUGGAAUGUGAGAAACUGGCCAGUGAGAAAACUGAGAUGCAGCGACACUAUGUAAUGUACUAUGAAAUGUCAUACGGGCUUAACAUCGAGAUGCACAAGCAGGCGGAGAUCGUCAAGCGGCUGAAUGCAAUCUGUGCCCAAGUCAUUCCCUUCCUCUCUCAAGAGCACCAGCAGCAAGUGGUGCAGGCUGUGGAAAGAGCCAAGCAGGUGACCAUGGCUGAACUUAACGCCAUCAUAGGACAGCAGCAGCUCCAGGCUCAGCACCUCUCCCAUGGCCAUGCCAUUCCGGUCCCGCUCACCCCCCAUCCAGCAGGCCUGCAGCCCCCUCUGCCCCCCGGUGCCAGUACUGCCAGCCUACUGGCUCUGUCGUCAGCUUUGAGUCACCAGCUGCCACUUAAGGAUGAGAGGAAACACCACGAGAACAACAGUGAGCACACGAGAGACAGAGAUUCAGUUAAGAGUUCAUCCGUGUCUCCAUCAGCCAGUUUCCGGGCUGGAGAGAAACAUCGGAGUUCCAGCGAUUUUUCAUCUGAGAGCAAGAAGCAGAAGACGGAUGACAAGGAACUGACCUCCAGCCGCUAUGAAAGUGAUGGAGAAAAGAGUGACGACAACUUGGUAGUGGACGUCUCCAAUGAGGAUCCUACGUCUCCUAGAGGAAGUCCCGCCCACUCUCCUCGGGAGAACGGAUUGGACAAAAGUCGCCUGCUAAAGAAAGACGCCCCCCUGAGUCCUUCUUCUAUCGCCUCCUCCAGCAGCACACCUUCAUCCAAGUCCAAAGAGAUUAAUUUGAAUGAAAAAUCUACAACCCCUGUGUCUAAGUCCAGCACCCCAACAUCCCGUUCUGAGGCUCCCACACCCAGCAGCACCUCCACCCCUGGCCUGAGACCUGCACCGAGUAAACCCACAGGAGCCGAGCUGCUGGCUUCCGGUCUCCGGACGCCGCUCGCAGUGCCCUGCUCGUACCCCGGACCGUUCGGCAUGGUUCCUCACCCCGGCAUGAACGGAGAGCUGAGUGGAGCGAGCGCCGCCUACUCCAGCCUGCACAACAUCUCCCCACAGAUGAGCGCAGUGGCUGCUGCCGCCGUGGCGGCAUAUGGGCGCACGCAAGUGGUGGGAUUUGAUCCUCACCAUCACAUCCGUGUCCCAGGGCUUCCUCCCAACCUGUCAGGAAUUCCUGGUGGAAAACCAGCUUAUUCCUUUCAUGUGAGCGCUGACGGACAAAUGCAGCCUGUGCCUUUUCCUCCAGAUGCUUUGAUCGGCCCUGGCAUCCCACGCCAUGCACGCCAGAUCAAUACUCUCAGCCAUGGAGAGGUGGUGUGUGCUGUCACCAUCAGUAACCCGACUCGUCAUGUCUAUACCGGGGGCAAAGGCUGUGUGAAGGUGUGGGAUAUCAGUCAUCCGGGUAACAAGACCCCUGUUUCCCAGCUGGACUGCCUUAACAGGGAUAACUACAUUCGCUCGUGUCGCUUGCUUCCGGAUGGACGGACGCUAAUUGUAGGGGGCGAGGCGAGCACUUUGUCAAUAUGGGAUUUGGCUACACCAACUCCUCGUAUCAAAGCAGAGCUGACUUCAUCUGCACCAGCCUGUUAUGCUUUGGCCAUCAGCCCUGACUCCAAGGUCUGCUUUUCCUGCUGCUCGGAUGGAAACAUAGCUGUCUGGGAUCUUCACAACCAGACUUUGGUUCGACAGUUUCAGGGCCAUACAGAUGGAGCCAGUUGUAUAGACAUCUCUAAUGACGGAACUAAACUUUGGACUGGAGGUCUGGAUAACACCGUUCGGUCCUGGGAUCUGAGAGAGGGACGGCAGCUGCAGCAACACGACUUUACUUCCCAGAUCUUCUCUCUGGGUUACUGUCCGACAGGCGAGUGGCUGGCUGUGGGGAUGGAGAACAGCAACGUAGAGGUCCUGCACGUCACCAAGCCUGACAAGUACCAACUCCAUCUACAUGAAAGCUGUGUGCUCUCCCUAAGAUUUGCUCACUGUGGGAAGUGGUUUGUGAGUACAGGAAAAGACAAUCUACUCAACGCAUGGAGAACUCCAUACGGAGCCAGCAUUUUCCAGUCAAAGGAGUCAUCCUCUGUGCUGAGCUGUGACAUCUCCAUAGAUGAUAAAUACAUUGUGACGGGCUCAGGAGACAAAAAAGCGACGGUCUACGAGGUCAUCUAUUAGGAAAGCUGGACUUAAAGGUCAUCCUUGCAUCUGGGUGUAAAGUCACCAUCAUCAGUAUAAAAAUUGUAUCCAAACAAACACAAAUAUGUUCCGGGACCAUGACACGUUGACCUCCUGAUUCUGUUUGGUUGAGAAUCAAAAUGCACAAAGCACACAUUUUUUUUUUUUAUCUUCCUUUUAUUUUUAAGUGCCGUUCUACUGGUUUAAGUAUGAAAGAAUGUCCAUGUACACUAAGUCUGAAUUGGCCAGAUAACAUUCCUUUAUGUGACAUUUAACACAAGUAUGUCUUAUAUUUGAUUGUUUACAGCAUUUAGACAUUUCUAGCUUUAACCUUUGGUGUUCUGGAUGGCACAUCUUUUAUAACAAGUUUUUAUUGUCAUUUCUGCAUAGUUUCGCUACCUGAUUACGUCUCAAAGAGUUGACAUUAUGCCUUCAAAGGGUUCAUGACAGAGAGGGGUCGUAAUUAUGCACAUGCAAGUUUGUUUUUUAAACAAUUGCAGACGCUGGCCAAUUUGUGGGCUCUCCUAGUAAAGAUGUGUAAAAAGCCUUUAAAUGAUUAAAUCUUUUAUUGAACGCAUUUAAAGGUAAAACAGAAAAUUCCUUAUUAAAUUGAGUCAAUGAGGAAAAUUUAUUUACAAAAAUUAUUGUUUUCAAAUUAUUUUUAAAACCACUGGUGGCACCAGGUUCCCCUGGUGUAGUUUGGUUCCUUCACCAAACUACUGUUAAGUUUGGUGAAGGAACUGUGAAAGUUGAAAGUACUGCAAUAUUUAUGGGUUUGUUGGAGACAAAUACUCAGAUUAAAGGUUGGUGUUUUUUCUCCGUAUAAUUACGGAGAUUAAUUAAAAUUAAAAGAUACAUUUAUUUUAAAGGCGUUUUCACAUUCAUACUAUUGGUGCCAGCAAAGUGUCUGUAUGUAAGGGGCUUUUUUAAAGACAAAAAUGAUUUUAAUAACAUGGGUUUCAAAGGCAAUAUGUUCAUAUUUAUUAUGUUGAUGCAUUUUGUCUCCCUUCACUUUUCACUUUUAAACUUUUACAUGUUUUCUUAAAUAUUUCUCAGAAAAGCCUUCCACAUGCCAGAAUCAACAACAGCUAAUUUCAUUACAAUUGCAUGUUGAGGGGUGCUUGUUGUGUCUCAGAAAGUUUCUUUAAUAUCUCUGAGCUCCUUCAAGGACUGACAAAGAGAGGCGACAUGUUGAACAAAAAGGGAGCUGACCUUCAAGGAGUAGUUUGAGAGGACACGCUAAAUAAACACACUAAUGAAGAGGAAAAAAUAAAUCAUCAUAGCCUAAGGACUUUUAUUGUAAAGACUAGUUUGCCUAAUCCAAAAACAACAAGAUGUCUACUGUACAGAGGUGUGUGAUGUAUUUAAACUGUAUUAUCUGCACUCAUUAAACAAACAUGUAAAAAAACAAUUUUCAAAUGUGCUGAAAGAUUUCUUUUUGUAUUUGAACAGAUGAGGCGUAUCAUUUUCUGUUUUCUAUUGUUUAAGAUGCAGGUUAUUACCCUCAGUAUUUUCUACCAGUAUUCCUGCUUAUUUUUCCUGCCUUUUCCUGUAAUUCAGGUUGAGGCCGGAAGUUCAUACACACACAUGUGUGUUUUGUGUCUAUGUUUCGAUCUUGUGGGCGCUUUAUGAGCAAACUGCAGAGACAGCCAUCGGUGUCCUCACUCCUGACUGACCAUUGCACUUGGUUCUGUCUCCCAGUUUGGACUCCUGUGAAUGCUCUUUCACUCUCAUCUGAUAGUUCUUCUGUAAAACUGAUAUAUUGGUGUUUUGAAGGUCAGCUUUCUCAUUUUUGAACUUGGUUUUCUGGUUGUGGACUUCUUUUCUUUUUCUACCUAUAAAAAAAUAACAAAAGUAGUCGUGAUCGGACAGGAUUAACUUUGAUUUAGUUCUGUUAGCUUGUAAAAAACAAAAAAAGAAAAAAAGACAGAAAAAACACAGUGCCUUUAUGCUUCUAUGCUUCUUGGAUUUCCUUUCCACUCUCCUGCUUGUUCAAUAGUACUCAGAGCAUAAAUGCAACUUUGUUUUACAAACGUCAUUAUUCUAAUUAUUGAUUUAACUAACUAUGGUAGUGUCAGAAGGUACAUAGAGGUAAAACUUGUGUGCUACAGUCAGACGUCUUUAUCAAUCCAAUUCUGAUUAAUCUUGUCACAUUUGAGUAUUUUUAAAACAUUCCAAAUGUUCAUCCUAGAUUUAAGUGGCAGCAUACAAAUCUUACUUAUAUUGUACGGUAUUCAAUGUACUUGGUGCAAAACCACGUAGACUAACAGCAGAUUAAGUCAUCAAAACAUUGCAGAUUAUAUCAGUAUCUACGAGUGUCUGAGGUAAAAUAUAAAACUGAUAAAUAUGACCCAAAACUUCUAUUUGAUCCAUGCACUCUCUUUUUUGUUCUCCUAAACAAGCCCACUGUAUGUAAUCUUUUAAAGCUGCAGUAUGUAACUUUUACUAAGAAAAAAUUUCUUUUUCAUAUUUGCUAAAGCUAACACUAUGCUGUGACAGUACGUACGAGACACAUAAUCUGUGAAUAAAUUAAGCGCCUCUGCCUUCUCCCUUCUGCCACAUGUUUGCACAGCUCCUGGUCAGAAACAACCAAUCAGAGCCAGGAGGAAAGUCUUAGCGCUGUAAAUUCUACCUGUGUAUACGCUACUAAACAACUAACCGUUAAAGAAAACUCGUUUAUUGUGGGCAGCACGCACACAAGCAUGAUUUACAGUGCUAAGACCGUCCUCCUCUUCUGAUUGGUUGUUUCUGACCAAGCGGUGUAUUUCUGCAGUUAGCACUGGGAGCUUGAUUUAUUUCACAGAUUAUCAGUCUCAUCUUAUACUGUCAUGGCAUGGUGACAGUUUUAACAAAAUGUAAUAUGUUUUACAGAAAUUAUUAGAGAAGGGUAAUUAUGCCCAUGAGAGGAGUAUGUAAACUUUGAGAGCUGUGCAUGGAAUCUGUUUAAGAUAUGAUCAUUUCUAGCACUACAAAGAAGAAAAAUGUUUUCUUUCACUAACGGAAAAAAGGGAAGAUGUGUCAUAGUUAUUUACCUUUUUUACUGCAGAUACCUCAACAGAGUUUAAAAAGCUUAACAAGAUUAAUGUUGCUGACCAAUAUUUUGUACCACUUCUGCCUACUGUUUUACACACAGACCAAUAUAUAUUUAUUUAUUUUUGUGAGUAUAAUUUGUGACUUUGUGUUAUAGUUUCUUUCAGUACUUGAAAUGGCAAAACUUUCCAUUUUAAAGCUAAAUUAUUCAAGUUUCUGUCAUUGAAUGCUCUGCUGUUCAUCAAAUCUACUGAUUAUCUGUUGAACUGGAUUCUCUUCUGCUUUCAUCCAGAAAACCUGAAAUGUGUUUUUGUUGUACUCAAUGUAAAAAUCCAGACCUGAAUGUUACCUUUCUCGCUUCAAUGCUACAUGAGCUACACAACAUCAAAUACUCAUUAUAUACCAUGAAUUAAUGAUGUACAGAACACUUGACUGAGCUCAUGAAGGUGUUACAACUUGACUGUAAAAAUGUAAUUAUUUAAAAUAAUCCUGUCACCAGUCGAGCUUUUAUUCUUUCAGUGUAAAAUGCCUUCACUCUCUUUUCUAGUCUGUGAUUGAUUUUAUUAAAUUAUUGUGUGGAUUAAU
Molecule: messenger RNA, 6555 nt
Organism: Poecilia reticulata (guppy)
Lineage: Eukaryota; Metazoa; Chordata; Actinopteri; Cyprinodontiformes; Poeciliidae
Product: transducin-like enhancer protein 4
Biological process (GO): regulation of DNA-templated transcription; negative regulation of canonical Wnt signaling pathway
Cellular component (GO): transcription regulator complex; nucleus
Molecular function (GO): protein binding; transcription corepressor activity
Source: RefSeq, a predicted model, not a curated record